AUGGUGACGCUCAUUGACCAACAGGUCUUGGAGGUGAUCCGUGAUGCUGAAGUAACCUUCCCUUCUACAUAUAUCAGCACACCGGCGAGGACAAUUCGCGUUCCCACUGAUGCUCCGGUUCUUUCGCAGACCGUCGAGGUCCAUUCAGCCGCCGAUACCUUUACGUUCCCGGGUGGUGGCGUAUUCAAUGAUCGGUUCCUUGUGUGGCGUACUGUCGGCCAGAAGCUAUUUAUCGAAGAGCGGUCACUGAAGAAUACGAUGAGCAAUUCGCUGUGCUUUCACUUCACCCGCUCCUCGAUUUUGCCGGGCACAAGCUUCUCUGUGUUUUGCGACGCGCUCGUAUUGGUGGUGCCCACACAGUCUUCUAUUCACCGGUUUGUGGCACAUUUGCCGAAAAGCACUCAGUCCUACGAUGAGACCCACUCCGUUUUUGCGCUUUUUGGCGAUGAGAGUUGCCUCGGGCAGUUUCACGAAUCGCAUUUGAUUGUUUCGCAAGGCCACCCUACAAGAGCGAGCAUCGCCCAAGGUCCAAAUGCCACCAAGGCUGUAUAUUUGACGAUGGAGGGAUACCUUGUGCACAUCCAUAUGCCAAUCGACAAUGCUUGCGACGUGGAAGAGACGCUACUGAAGGAUGCGGGGAUUAUCCGACGAAUUCUGGGCGCUGGCAGUUCGGACAGCGAGUCGGCGCUUGACGUUUGCGCUCUGCCCGGAAAUGCAGAAAGG
Mesorhabditis spiculigera is the source of this 723-nucleotide messenger RNA. Lineage: Eukaryota; Metazoa; Nematoda; Chromadorea; Rhabditida; Rhabditidae. The record is from the annotation of a GenBank genome assembly.